AUGGAUAAGAAACCAUGCAAAUCUAUAGAUGUUGAAGUGAGGAAAGGCCCAUGGACUAUGGAAGAGGAUCUUAUUCUCAUGAACUACAUUGCAAAUCAUGGCGAAGGCGUUUGGAACUCCCUCGCUCGAUCUGCAGGGUUGAAGCGCACUGGAAAAAGUUGUCGUCUCCGGUGGCUUAAUUACCUCCGGCCAGAUGUUCGACGUGGAAAUAUAACACCGGAGGAGCAGCUUCUGAUCAUGGAGCUGCAUGCUAAAUGGGGAAACAGGUGGUCAAAAAUUGCAAAACAUCUCCCGGGAAGAACGGACAAUGAGAUAAAGAAUUAUUGGAGGACUCGAAUUCAAAAGCACAUCAAGCAAGCCGAGAAUUGUACAGGUCAAACUGUGGAGAACUCCAACGAUCAAGCUAGCACUAGCCAAGUCUCCAGUUCAUGCCCUGCAGAUCAUACAGUUGAAUCCUACUCCCCGCCUUCCUUUAAUGGCAAUAAUAUGGAGUCUUUUCAGGGCCCAUUUCCGACUGAAACGAACGAAAACCUUUGGAGUAUUGAGGAUCUCUGGUCCCUACAGUUACUCAACGGAGACUAAGUUAGCCUCUGUUGACUAGCCGCCCUAUGAUGGGCCCUGCGAUUGCCUCCGUAUAUAAAGUAGUUAAAUUUCCUCCUUAGUAUACUACUGCUUUUUCAUAUAGUUCUUGAAUUAAGGGUCGACUUGUAAUAUGGUAUGAUGAAAUAUCGAGUUAAGUGCA
Salvia hispanica is the source of this 742-nucleotide messenger RNA. Its product is annotated as MYB-like transcription factor EOBII. Gene Ontology annotation, biological process: regulation of DNA-templated transcription. Gene Ontology annotation, cellular component: nucleus. Lineage: Eukaryota; Viridiplantae; Streptophyta; Magnoliopsida; Lamiales; Lamiaceae. Gene Ontology annotation, molecular function: DNA-binding transcription factor activity; sequence-specific DNA binding. The record is from RefSeq and is a predicted model, not a curated record.